UGUAGGGGGCGCUACCAGACAGGAAUUCAGUGCAUGCGCUUCAGUACUAGAGUGCACGCGCUAAUACAAGGGUUUUACUGGUGAAUAUCCAUUCUGAUUGGUCGGGUUCUUCCAGCCGUUGACACGUUUCGCAGAUCUGGACUGUCUGUACAUUGUAUGUUGUGUCUGGUUUCAAGUUACAAUGGUCCAGAAAAGACCAUUGUAGGUUGAAACUACUGUAUGUUGAGGGAUCAGUGUAUUUACAAUGUUCCUCGCAGUUCUAUGUAGAUUCCAGCAGUGGAUUGUGAUAAAUUGUGUCGUUCCCCUUUAAAUAGUUUAAUAUCCUUCCGGUCAUUCGUAUAGUGUGAAGACGUUUCUCACAAGUGUGUGAUGAUCGCAGAGGACACACCCCCCAGAGAAAGCAGAACGCUGGGAAAGGGUUAAGCUCUUAAGCCAACCAAGUGUGGCUUCCAGUAAUGUGAUCUGCAGAAAAGUAACUGCUGCACACGACUCCGAGCAUCAGUCUACAUCUGGAGAGCGUUCAGGAUGAUCCUCGGGCUUCAUGGAGAGACCUCAGGAGACCUGGGACAGAGAGAAGACCACUGUCUAAAGGCAUGAGCCCCCCGGGAUCCAACCGGACGAGACUGAAGAACGUGCGGACUGAGGAACGAGCGGACUACCCAAGGAGCAGCCGAGAUGGAUUGGGAAAAGCUCCAGAUUUCUUAGCUUCAACAGGAGAUUUCUUGAGCCGCUUCCUCGCUGUUCAUGCAUUUUCUGGAGAUCUGGUUCUUGCCGCCAUGCUAUGUAGACCUUUACCAUCUAUCUCACAGCCAUAGAAGACAAGAGGACAGGAGGGUUCACAACAUCAGCAAAGUGACACCCAUCACCACCAUGGACUGUCUGUUCAGAAGGAGGAGAGUGCUAAAAACCUGCAUAACCCUAUCACUACUGUUCGCCACCCUGGUCACCAUACACAAAUUGAAAUUGGUCGAAGAAGGGGCGAAGGGAAGCCUGGCCUUCCAUACCAGGAUCAUGCAUGAGUGGUUGCUACCAGACAAUAGUUCCUCCAAGAGGAACAGCGAAGGGACCACUAGGAAUUUGGCUGCGGUUCCUGGCACCUCCGUAGGGUUGACUUUGCCUCCACCAAGGUGGGAUGUUAAUGAAAGUAAAUGUCCAGAAAACACUGGUCUGAGAAGACAACCUUGGUUCAGACAUGUGGAUCCCAGAUUCCAUCCGUUUAUCCUGCAUCGGCAUUGCAGGUACUUCCCACUGAUACUUAACCAUCCUGAGAAAUGUCAGGGAGAUGUGCACCUGCUCAUAGUGGUCAAGUCCAUCAUCGAGCAACAUGAUCGGAGAGAAGCUGUGAGAAGGACAUGGGGCAAGGAGAAAGAAGUGGGUGGCAAAAAAAUCAGGACUCUGUUCCUUCUAGGAACCACAUCCAUAGGUAAAGACCACAGAAACCUCCAGAGACUUAUCGAGCAGGAGAACCAGAUCUAUGGGGACAUCCUCCAAUGGGAUUUCAUGGACACUUUCUUCAACUUAACUCUUAAAGAAGUCAACUUCUUAAAGUGGUUUCACAUCUAUUGCCCAAACGUUGAGUUCAUUUUUAAAGGCGACGAUGAUAUUUUUGUGAACACUGAAAAUAUAUUGGAUUUCUUGGCCUUCAAAAAGGAAGACCCCCUACUGCCCAGCCUGUUUGUUGGAGACAUUAUCUCCAGAGCUGUUCCCAUCAGGAAUAAACAAAGUAAAUAUUAUAUCCCCAAAGAGUUGUACGACAAACCCUAUCCAGUCUAUGCUGGGGGUGGCGGCUUUUUAAUGGCGUCUGCUUUAGCCAAAAAACUCUUCGUAGCUUCUGAGAAGAUCCAGUUGUUCCCCAUCGAUGAUGUGUUUUUGGGAAUGUGCCUUAAAGCCUUAGGGGUGGAGCCCAAACUGCAUCCAGGAUUUAGGACAUUUGGAAUUAGCAAAAAGAGAUCGAGUGCCAUGAACCGGGACCCCUGCUUCUAUAAGAGCUUGUUGGUGGUCCACAAGCUGAGCUCAGAGGACCUCCUUAAAAUGUGGAAUGUUGUCCAUGAUGAGAAAAUGGUCUGUGCUAAAACGGUUAAUAUUUAAGAACAACUCGACCACGAUGCCUCAAGGUGACAAAUAGGAGAUUAUUUUCAUAUAAAUUGUUUACAGUUUUCUAAAUUACACGGGAAAUGUUUUAUCUGUUCCACCUUUCCAGCUGGUUGGGAAAUAACGUCAGAAGAUCAGAAUUCCUGCACUUUAUAUCAUAAAAUGUAACAAACAGAUUCUGCCGCUCUGGAAAAUUAUACGAAACAUGAGAAAUGAUGUAAUAUGCUGAAAAAAUAAAA
This is a messenger RNA of Hyla sarda, 2330 nucleotides long. RefSeq names its product UDP-GlcNAc:betaGal beta-1,3-N-acetylglucosaminyltransferase 7-like. The record is from RefSeq and is a predicted model, not a curated record. NCBI's taxonomy places the organism in Eukaryota, Metazoa, Chordata, Amphibia, Anura, Hylidae. Gene Ontology annotation, cellular component: membrane. Gene Ontology annotation, molecular function: hexosyltransferase activity. Bases 745 to 2088 code for a protein of 447 amino acids. The transcript has a single exon.